AUGGAGAUCGUCGCCGGAAUAGUACUCGAGACAGCUGGGGGUGGAGUGUACGCAUUUCUCACUGGUGGGUUGUCGGAGAGACGAUUGGAGACUGCGGAUAUUGCGAAUCCAGUUUGUGAGGCGGUUUGGGACGGCGGGAUUGGAGAUCCAUUUUGUUUUGGAACGUGCAUCAGUGGCGGAUCCUUCAUCGUCCGGGUGAUAGCGUAUACGCAGAAGACAUGGAGGUUGGAAUCAGGAGAGCCGAUGCACGCUGAGAACAGUUAUAUCAGAGCACGGGUCUCGUCAAGGUCCAGGUAA
Microthlaspi erraticum is the source of this 297-nucleotide messenger RNA. The record is from the annotation of a GenBank genome assembly. NCBI's taxonomy places the organism in Eukaryota, Viridiplantae, Streptophyta, Magnoliopsida, Brassicales, Brassicaceae.